AUGGCUUUGCUCAGCAAUAUCCUAGCCGCCUAUUCCUUUGUCUCAGAAAAUCCCCAGGGAGCAGCUCUGUACUUUGUCUCUGGUGUGUGUAUUGGACUGGUCCUCACCCUAGCUGCCUUGGUGAUGAGGAUCUCUUGCCACACAGACUGCUGUCAGCAUUCCCAGAAGCUUCUGAGGGACCAAGAAAGCAGCAGCAAUAGCAGCGACAGCGAGGACGGCAGCUUGGAUGCAGCAUCUGACAUCUCAGUCAGGAGACAUCGGCGCUUUGAGAGGACUUUGAACAAGAAUGUCUUCACCUCGGUGGAGGAGCUGGAGCGAGCCCAGCGGCUGGAGGAGCGGGAACGUAUCAUCAGGGAGAUUUGGAUGAAUGGCCAGCCUGAGGUUCCCGGCACUAGGGGCCUGAACCGCUACUACUAG
Messenger RNA from Rangifer tarandus platyrhynchus (Svalbard reindeer), 417 nucleotides. NCBI's taxonomy places the organism in Eukaryota, Metazoa, Chordata, Mammalia, Artiodactyla, Cervidae. The record is from the annotation of a GenBank genome assembly.